Molecule: messenger RNA, 3081 nt
Organism: Rhodofomes roseus
Lineage: Eukaryota; Fungi; Basidiomycota; Agaricomycetes; Polyporales; Fomitopsidaceae
Product: lipase/ esterase
Exons: 11
Coding region: 108-2879 (923 amino acids)
Molecular function (GO): hydrolase activity
Source: RefSeq, a predicted model, not a curated record
CUGCAGAACCACAAGCGUCACGCACACCAACACUCCCUUCAGCCCGAGACAGGUCGUGUUUCAAGGGCCUGCGAGACUAGGCACAUACAGUCCUAACACCGGUCAGCAUGCCUUUGAACUCCCUGCUCGGCCAAGCCGGCCUGAGACUUGGUCCUUUGCUACUCGAAACACUCGUCAAACACUAUUUCGAACGGAUAGUGGAUGAACGCGGGGACGGGGUAACCGACUUAAGCCGUCAAGAGUUGCUGUAUGAUCAGGCCUUCCAUGUCAUCAAGACCUUCCUCGAUGCCGCGUCGAAACAUACCGUUGAGGAACUGCAGGAGUUCUCUAAUACCCGGACACCAUCACCCCCGUGGACGCACGUCGUGCGAUUGCUCGUACCGAUCUCCUGCUGCGACGACGCGGCGACCUAUCUCAUCAAGGCGCUCGGAGGAGAGGAAGUGACGAAGCGUGUUGCGGGAGGAACGAAGUGGUGGCAGGUCCGUGGCGUCCGGGGCGUCGAUGCAGAGUGGAUCACCAUGAAGAAGGACUGGCAAGAGGCAAAGAAACGUAGCAAGGCUCAACGAAAGGGGACUAGAUCGCGUUCUCGCCCACCUGUGAGCGGCGAGGCUCACGCCGACGAAGACAAGCCGGCCACCUAUGAACCGGAGAUGGACAAGAUGCGAUGCAUUCUCUACGCACAUGGCGGCGGGUACUAUUUCGGUAGCAUAGACCAAGAGAGGUACAGUCUUGAGCGAUAUGCGCGCAAGAUUGGCGGUCGUGUAUUUGCAAUCAAUUACCGCCUUGCGCCGCAAUAUCCCUUCCCUUGUGCCAUCCAGGACUUCCUCGCAGCUUAUCUCUUCCUCAUACGUCCACCGCCAGAAGCAUCCCAUAGUCCUGUGGACCCAGCUCAUAUCGUCGUCGCUGGUGACUCAGCAGGCGGCGGGCUGACUCUCGCGCUGCUGCAAGUGAUCCGCGAUUCGGGCCUCCCACCGCCUGCGGGUGCCGUGCUGAUCUCACCUUGGUGUGACCUGACGCAUUCUUUCCCUAGUGUACACCUCAAUACUGCUACAGACGUGCUCCCUCAGUAUGGCCUCUCCUUCCAUAGACCGAGUAUACUCUGGCCUCCCCCGCCGAACGAGCUAACCGCCGAGGUGCAGAAUAGCAUCCGCACGCGCGUCCGCGAGGUCGUUCAUUUGGGCCACUCCGCCGUUCCUGUCAUGUCCACACCGUCCAGUCCCUCCUCACCGUCGCCCUCUGACGCCCCGCCCGCGCGGCCGUCGCAUGAGUUCCGUACGUCAUCGGGCGAGACAAUCCACUUGGGCUCCACCGCGGACCUCCCGCGGCCUCCGCCGUCGACGGCCGUACGCGAGCAAACAAUCACGCUCCAGACGGAGAAGGGCGAGGUGCUGAAGAUCGAUCAGCAGGUCCAGUUGUAUGGCCCGAAUUAUCUGCUGAGGCACCCACUCGUGAGCGCGGUCACUGGCUAUCUAGGUGGACUCCCGCCCUUGUUCAUUAUCGCGAGUGAGAAAGAGGUCAUCAGGGAUGAGAUUGUAUAUUUAGCGCACAAAGCGGCUUAUCCAGAAAGGUUCAAGAUCAAGGACGAGGUGCGGGAGCUAUAUCCAAUCCUGGAAGGCAUCGAAUCUCGGUACGGUCCGACCAAGGUGCACUUACAAGUGUGGGACGAUGCUGCACACACGCUGCCAACCCUCUUCUCGUUCACGACGCCCGCGAAGUACUGCUAUCGUGCAAUAGCGACGUUCUGCAAACAUGCCACGGGAAUGCUCCCGCCGCCGUCCCAGAUGCUGUCGCCGAACGAUGUUCCGCUGACGGCGUCGCCGACAAGCAGCCCGCCUAGCUCACCCCUGUCGCCUGGCUUCAACCUCCCGUUAUCUUCGUCUGGGUUCGCUGCAAGUCAGUCAUCAUCCUCGACGAUACACGGGCAUACGUAUCCCGGGACAUCCGACGGGACUACAAGUGUAUCUGGCCGUGGCUCCAGCAGGACGAGAAGUGGAAGGCGGGCUGUCAGCACGUUUUUCCAUCGACAUACUUCACAUUUGUUCCCCGAUCACGGGAAGGAUGGGACGGACUCCGACGUCGCUGGGCCCAGGUUCGGGCACGAUGCAUCAAGCAGUGCAGAGGGUGUGAGACGUGCGGGAGAACCUUCGGUAUACGACGAUGGCAUGGACACGAUGAUCCGCGAACGCGUCUCCACGAACGGGGUCAUCCGCCCCCUCGAACCCGAGCCUGAGCUCCCUGCGCUGCAGAUGCCAGAGGAGCUUGUAGGCGAGGUUACUGAGCUCAUCAUGCGGCGGUACUAUGCCGGCCGGGAGGAGUUCGAGCGACGGUUCGCGAAGGUGUACAAGGCGGUUGAAAAGGAGCGACGCCGGAACCUCUCGCGCCACGCUCAUGAUGCCAUGCAGCACAUGGCACAGCUCCAGAUGGCACUCACGCCUGAGGGCAGCGCGCACACUGAGAAGCAAGAGAAGCAAGGCAAGAAAAAGAGUACAUUGCACACGCCGAAGGGCAUUCAUGAGGGCCUGAUCAGUGCGGGGAGCUGGCCGUGGGCUUGGGCGCUCGACGUCGACGAGGCGCCCCCGCCCAGUAGCAUUGUCGCGAGGAGAGACACGGAGGAGGCGCGACGGCUCAUGCGCAUUGCGGACCAAGCGUUCCUGAUGGACGAGCAUACGAUGAGCGGGAACCACCUGUGGAAUGUCAUCGUCGAGUUCCUUACGAAGUCCCCGGACAAACACGGCCGUGGACGCGAUUCCAAGUCUGUGGAGAAGGGAGAAGGGGAGAAGGACGCGGCUCGGGAGGAGCCGGACACACGACCGUCAAGGUUUUCCAGGUUUCUGGCUAAACGUCGUGGUCGCAGUAAGUCUGCGGAGAAGGCUUCGUAGUAUUCCAUCAGAAGAUGCUCAGGAAUUACUUUGUACCAAUACCGAUUACACUAGAACCAUAAGGCUCAGCCUGGACAAUGCCUUUUUCUAUCUCUCACGAUCUACGCAGAACCGCGAUCGCUAUGCCAUUUCAGCCGCGACAUGAAUGGGAGAGAACGAGAGAACGAGGUAUUCGGAUGACCAAAGUUGAAGGUAUUCACCA